AAAAAGGCUACAUGUUUAUUUGUCUCGUUUCAUUGUCUAGGGUUUGUAGAAUAUAUAUACCAUCUUUCAUCCUCAAGUAGUCUCUCUCACCGCGAUUAGGGUUUUGAGCAAAAAGGAGUGAUGAGAGCUAAGUGGAAGAAGAAGCGUAUGAGGAGAUUGAAGAGGAAGAGACGAAAGAUGAGACAGCGAUCUAAGUAGACCAAAUCUACUCCACAAGUCUUUCGCUUUUCCCCUCUGCAUUUUGUGUUUCAUUUGCUUCAGUUUGUUCCCAGAAUUUGUCUUAGUUUCCAGAUAUUGCUGUUGUUGGAUUAAUGGAUUUUCAGUUUGAUCUUCCUUUGUCUAUUAAUUUACGAUUUAAUAUUUGUCUCUAAGCUUAUAUUAUCUCAUCGUAGCUACUAGUUGAUCUUAACGCUUUUGUAGAAUUAGUGAUCCGAGAGCGAUCAAUUUUGAAUAUCAUCAUUUGGUUUGCAAUCAUUUCUGAUAAUCAAGUUGUUAUGUUUAUGUUGUCUCUAGCUGGUUAGG
Messenger RNA from Arabidopsis thaliana (thale cress), 522 nucleotides. Its product is annotated as Ribosomal protein L41 family. Lineage: Eukaryota; Viridiplantae; Streptophyta; Magnoliopsida; Brassicales; Brassicaceae. The transcript has 2 exons. Bases 121 to 198 code for a protein of 25 amino acids. The record is from RefSeq and is marked reviewed. Gene Ontology annotation, cellular component: ribosome. Gene Ontology annotation, molecular function: structural constituent of ribosome. Gene Ontology annotation, biological process: translation.